AUGUUCUUUGCGACAACUUCAAUGCUAGGGCACAUUCUCGCCUUAUUUGCUGCUGUUACAGUGGUUUGGACAAGAGCAAAACCGGAGGCCAUCUCCAAUAAUCCCGAAAAAGGAGACAUAAUUCAACUUUGGAAUCUCCCAAGGAAUGACACGAGAGCUUACAAUGCCCUGCUCAAGAAUUCAUUCAGAAAAUGGUAUAUUACUGACGAAAAUGGGAAAAUCCUCAUACCAGCCGUUCUUACUGGGUCAUUUAGUUAUUCCGAGAGAGUGACGAUGCAAAACGCUAUCUGGCGAAUCACGAACAACACUUGCAUUCGGUUCAUUAAACGUAGUGAUCAAAAGGACUACGUGGAUAUUAUUAACGAACGAGGCCAAGGUUGCUUCGCGCACGUCGGACGCGCAAAGGGCCGUGCCCGCUUGCAACUCGAAUCUAACGAAAAAACAUCAUGCAUCAAACCAAGAGCUGUGAUUCACGAGCUGCUGCACAUUUGCGGCUUAUGGCAUGAGCAUAUGAGAUACGAUCGUGAUAAUUACGUUGAGAUUCUUUAUGGAAAUAUUCCGGAAGAGAAACACCAUAAUUUCAUUAAACUCGGUCCGUCCGAAGCAACUACUUACGACCUACCGUAUGAUUACAAAUCUGUGAUGCACUACAGGAAGAGUGACUACGCAAUGCCGUCUAAGAUCAGCAUACAGACUAAAGAUCCGAAGUACCAGGUACUUUACCUUAUUGUAGGCAUUUUGCUUCAAAAUUUCCAAACAGUAGUAUGGCUAGGCUAG
Haemonchus placei is the source of this 777-nucleotide messenger RNA. Lineage: Eukaryota; Metazoa; Nematoda; Chromadorea; Rhabditida; Trichostrongylidae. The record is from the annotation of a GenBank genome assembly.